Molecule: messenger RNA, 5068 nt
Organism: Zalophus californianus (California sea lion)
Lineage: Eukaryota; Metazoa; Chordata; Mammalia; Carnivora; Otariidae
Gene: ABCC12
Product: ATP binding cassette subfamily C member 12
Biological process (GO): transmembrane transport
Cellular component (GO): membrane
Molecular function (GO): ABC-type transporter activity; ATP hydrolysis activity; ATP binding
Source: RefSeq, a predicted model, not a curated record
GGGACAGGGAAGCUGAAUCUGAGGUCCGUGGAUGGAAGAAGACUCAGGCUAACAGGCAGCAGGCAACAGCCGCUGAGCCCCGGGACUUUGGACCCUUCCUCCUCCUCGGGACCAGGACGCUAGCAUUUCUGGCACAGAGUGAAAUUGUCCCUAGGCCAAGAGCCCAGGGCUCCAGGCUGCCAUCAGGAUGGUGGGUGAAAUCCCCUACCUUAUCUCAGAUCUGGAUCAAUGAGGCCAUCGGAGAUCCUUUAUAGAAAGAUAUGACCCCAGCCUAAAGACCAUGAUCCCAGUGAGACCCUAUGCAAGGCUGGCACCCAACCCUGUGGAUGAUGCGGGACUGCUCUCUUUUGCUACAUUUUCCUGGCUUACACCAGUGAUGGUUAGGGGCUACAAGCACACACUCACUGUGGAUACCCUGCCCCCGCUGUCACCAUAUGACUCAUCGGACACCAAUGCCAAAAGAUUUCGAAUCCUUUGGGAUGAAGAGGUAGAAAGUGUGGGUCCUGAGAAAGCCUCUCUGGGCCGAGUGGUCUGGAAAUUCCAGAGGACACGUGUUUUGAUGGAUAUUGUGGCCAACAUCCUGUGCAUUAUCAUGGCAGCCAUAGGGCCGACGGUUCUCAUUCACCAAAUCCUCCAACAGACCGAGAGCAUUUCUAGGAAUGUCUGGGUUGGCAUUGGCCUGUGCAUAGCACUUUUUGCUACUGAGUUUACCAAAGUGCUCUUUUGGGCUCUUGCCUGGGCCAUAAAUUACCGCACAGCAAUCUGGUUGAAGGUGGCUGUCUCCACCCUGGUUUUUGAAAACCUGGUGUCCUUCAAGACGCUGACACACAUCUCUGUUGGCGAGGUGCUCAAUAUACUAUCAAGUGAUAGUUAUUCCUUGUUUGAAGCUGCCUUGUUUUGUCCCUUGCCAGCCACCAUCCCUAUCCUAAUGGCUGUUUGUGCAGUGUAUGCCUUUUUCAUUCUGGGGCCCACAGCUCUCAUUGGGAUAUCUGUUUACAUCAUAUUCAUCCCCAUCCAGAUGUUUAUGGCUAAGCUCAAUUCAUCUUUCCGAAGAUCAGCAAUUUCAGUGACAGACAAGCGAGUUCAGACAAUGAAUGAGUUUCUGACCUGCAUCAAGCUGAUUAAAAUGUAUGCCUGGGAGAAAUCUCUUACCAGUACCAUUCAAGAUACGAGGAAGAGGGAAAGGAAAUUACUGGAAAAAGCUGGAUUUGUCCAAAGUGGAAACUCAGCCCUGGCCCCCAUUGCAUCUACAAUAGCCAUUGUAUUGACGUUCACCUGCCACAUCCUCCUGCGACGCAGGCUCACUGCCCCUGUGGCAUUUAGUGUGAUUGCCAUGUUUAAUGUAAUGAAGUUUUCAAUUGCAAUCUUGCCUUUCUCUGUCAAAGCAAUGGCUGAAGCCAAUGUCUCUCUGAGGAGAAUGAAGAAAAUUCUCAUAGAUAAAAGCCCCCCAUCUUACAUCACCCAACCAGAAGACCCAGAUACUGUCUUGCUUUUAGCAAAUGCCACCUUGACAUGGGAUGAAGAAACCAGCAUAAAAAGUGACCUAAAGAAAGUGCAGAACCAGAAAAAGCAUUUUCUCAAGAAACAGGCCUUAGAGGCAUACCGUUUGAAUUCAUCAUCCCAGGGAGUUGCUGGUCCAGAGGAGCAAAGUGAUAGCUCCAAAUUGGUUCUGCACAAUAUAAACUUUGUGGUGAGAAAGGUGGGGAAGGUCUUGGGAAUAUGUGGCAAUGUUGGAAGUGGAAAGAGUUCCCUCAUUGCGGCUCUCCUAGGACAGAUGCAGUUACAGCAAGGGAUCGUGGCAGUCAAUGGGACUGUGGCCUAUGUUUCCCAGCAAGCAUGGAUCUUUCAUGGAAAUGUGAGAGAAAACAUACUAUUUGGAGAAAAGUAUGAUCACCAAAGGUAUCAGCACACGGUUCGAGUCUGUGCCCUUCAGGAGGACCUGAGCAGCCUUCCUUAUGGAGACCUGACUGAAAUUGGGGAGCGGGGCCUCAACCUCUCUGGGGGGCAGAGGCAGAGGAUCAGUCUGGCCCGUGCUGUCUACUCAAACCACGAAAUCUACCUGCUGGACGACCCCCUGUCAGCCGUGGAUGCCCACGUGGGGAAGCAUGUUUUUGAAGAGUGCAUUAAGAAGAUGCUCAGGGCGAAGACAAUCGUCCUGGUGACCCAUCAGCUGCAGUUCUUGGAGUCUUGUGAUGAAGUCAUUUUGUUAGAAGAUGGAGAGAUUUGUGAAAAGGGAACCCACAAGGAGUUAAUGGAGGAGAGAGGGUGCUAUGCAAAACUGAUUCACAAUCUCCGAGGGUUGCAGUUCAAGGAUCCUGAGCACAUUCACAAUGCAGCAAUGGUGGAAGCCCUUAAGGAGAGCCCCGCUGAGAGAGAUGAAGAUGCUGGUACAAUAGUUUUGGCUCCAGGAGAUGGGAAAGAUGAAGGAAAAGAACCUGAAAUGGACUCAGAAUUUAUAGACAUAACAGUUCCUCUGCACCAGCUCGUCCAGACUGAAUCCCCUCAGGAAGGAACCGUGACCUGGAAAACGUAUCACAUGUACAUUAAGGCUUCUGGAGGGUACCUCCUCUCUCUGUUCGUGGUGUCCCUCUUCCUCCUGAUGAUCGGCAGCUCUGCCUUCAGCAAUUGGUGGCUGGGUCUCUGGCUAGACAAGGGCUCACAGAUGACCUGUGGGCCCCAGGGCAACAAGAGUGCGUGUGAGAUUGGCGCAGUGCUGGCAGACACAGGGCAGCACGUGUACCAGUGGGUGUACGCAGGGAGCAUGGUGUCUGUGCUGACCUUUAGUGUCAUCAAAGGUUUCACCUUCACCAAGACCACACUGAUGGCGUCCUCUUCUUUACAUGACUGCAUGUUUGACAAGAUCCUAAAGAGCCCAAUGAGCUUCUUUGACACAACUCCCACUGGCAGGCUAAUGAACCGUUUUUCCAAGGAUAUGGACGAGCUGGAUGUGAGGCUGCCAUUUCACGCAGAGAACUUUCUGCAGCAAUUUUUUAUGGUGCUGUUUAUUCUUGUGAUAUUGGCUGCUGUGUUUCCUGCUGUCCUUUUAGUCCUGGCCAGCCUUGCUGUUGGCUUCUUCAUUCUUUUACGCAUUUUCCAUAGAGGAGUCCAGGAACUCAAGAAGGUGGAGAACGUCAGCCGGUCUCCUUGGUUCUCCCACAUCACUUCAUCCAUGCAGGGCCUGGGCAUCAUCCAUGCCUAUGACAAGAAGGAGGACUGCAUUAGCAACCACCUCCUAUACUUUAACUGUGCUCUCAGGUGGUUUGCUCUAAGAAUGGACGUCCUCAUGAACAUCGUUACCUUCAUUGUGGCCUUGUUGGUGACCCUGAGCUUCUCCUCAAUUAGUGCUUCAUCCAAAGGCUUGUCUUUGUCUUACAUCAUCCAGCUCAGCAGACUGCUCCAAGUAUGUGUGCGCACAGGGACAGAGACCCAGGCCAAAUUCACCUCCGUGGAGUUGCUCAGAGAGUAUAUUUUGACCUGUGUUCCUGAGUGCACUCACCCCCUCAAAGUGGAAACCUGUCCGCAUGACUGGCCCAGCCAUGGGAAAAUAACAUUCAGAGACUAUCAGAUGAGAUACAGAAACAACACUCCCCUUGUUCUUGACGGGCUGAACUUGGUCAUUCAAAGUGGGCAGACAGUUGGGAUUGUUGGAAGAACAGGUUCUGGAAAGUCAUCAUUGGGAAUGGCCUUGUUUCGUCUGGUGGAGCCAGCCGGCGGUACAAUCUUCAUUGAUGAGGUGGAUAUCUGCACGAUUGGUUUGGAAGACCUCAGAACCAAGCUGACUGUGAUCCCUCAGGAUCCUGUCCUGUUUGUAGGUACAGUAAGGUAUAACUUGGAUCCCUUUGAGAACCACUCGGAUGAGAUGAUCUGGCGGGUUCUGGAGAGGACAUUCAUGAGAGACACAAUAAUGAAACUCCCGGAAAAAUUACAUGCAGAAGUCACAGAAAAUGGAGAAAACUUCUCAGUGGGGGAACGUCAGUUGCUUUGUAUGGCCCGAGCACUUCUCCGUAAUUCAAAAAUCAUUCUCCUUGAUGAAGCCACCGCCUCCAUGGACUCCAAGACCGACACCCUUGUUCAGAGCACCAUCAAAGAUGCCUUCAAAGGCUGCACAGUAUUGACCAUUGCCCACCGCCUCAACACGGUUCUCAACUGCGACCUCGUUCUGGUCAUGGAAAAUGGGAAGGUGGUCGAGUUUGACAAGCCUGAAGUCCUUGCUGAGAAGCCAGAUUCUGCGUUUGCAAUGUUACUAGCCGCAGAAAACAAAGUUCGACUGUAGAGGUCCCUGAUGGGGCCACAUCAGCUGAUUUUAGAGGAGGAGGAGGACGCGUCAGAUGAGUUGGAGGAGCCUGCAGGAGAAGGGCCUGCCAUUUCCACAGGCAGCCCUGGCCCAUUGUCCCUUCCAUCUCUGACACAUGAGCUGGGGCGGAGGUUGCUGUCCUGCCUUACCCAGCCCAUGCCUCCCGACCUCACCUGGCAGGCUUGGGGUUGGUUCUGGGUGGUGAACUGAGUCAGAAGAAACUAAUGGAUUAAAAAACUGCCCCUCACCUCCUAAAACCCCAAGGUCCCCAUCAAUGUGUCUCCAUCAAUACCACCUUGGUGCUUGAGACUGGAAACAUUGUAACUUUCAGUUAAACCUGAUCAAAUGGAAUGGGAGAAUGCCUAAGGAUGGAAUUUGUAGAAGUUUCCUGCCUUGUUACCAGAGGGGAAAAGAGCAGAGUUUCCUUCCUGUUGAAGUCCUAUUCACAUCUAUUUUGAGUGUGUGACAAGCAGUAACUACACAGAUCUGUAGCAUGAAAGAUUGAUUACAGUGUUUGGUGAAAAAUUAAAAAAAAAAUCAUAUUAUAUGUUCCAUUUAAUCUAUUAGAAUAACGAGGAAAACAAAAGGUUGGAGUUUCUCUAUAAAUGACAUUUUUAUAUCUUCUAUAUUGGUCACUAAAAUGCAGUAGGAAAUUAAACUACCCUGAAAUGUUGCCUUGCAAUUAUUUUACUGAAGAUCUUCCACUUUCUGUACUACUUCCCUCCACAGACCCUCAUUGCUUUCUGGGUAGACUCAGUAAUAGACCCCCACAGC